GUGACCCCGGCCAUACAUUGAUUAAGUAUCAUCUGAGAUGAUGAUGGCCGCCUUAUUUUCAACGUUUGUGUUUCUUUCGUUGAUUUAUAACAUAUAUCCUCUUCUGGUUGAAAGUUGUCCGAUGUACGGCUGUCGUCCGUCCGGGACUUUUUCUUACAAUCUUGAUGUGAAGUCCAAGGUAUCGCUAGCCUGGCCUAAGACCUUCAUACAAGGACAAUACACCAAUUCACUCGGAUGUACAGCUAAUGAUGUCAGCAUUGUGUGUCAAGCCAAUGGUCUACGAGAAGAGGGUUACGUGACAUUGAUUCCAGAAAAUGGCACUGUGGCCUGGUAUGGAGACAUACUACGGAAACCAACGCUGCCAAUCAUGAGUAUAUACGGUGACGUCAUCGGAACUGAUGGACACAAUCUUGUGAUGUACGACGCAGAUGGAAAAUUGCAACCAGUAAUCAAUCUUGGUGACAAUUUAUUUCCAACGUACAGUUUGACUCUGUCGGAGGACAACGGUAUCAUAGCCAUUGUUUCACGACAGGGAUUGCUAAUCACCAAAGAGUCAAAUGGCAUACCUCAUGCCUCAAUGGAGUUUCGCGCAGAGGAACAGAGAGCGAAUGGGACGUUCAUACCCGUGGCGCCACCUGUUGUAUCGGGACAUCGGAUCUACAUCCUAACAGAGUUCCGAGCUGAUUUCAAUACCUAUCGGCCAAAUGACCUUGGAAUGCAACGCCUAUUUGCAAUUGACAUGAAGAAUGUAAUGAUGGGUCGAUUAGAGACAGCUUGGGUUUAUAAUUUUGAAAGGCUGGAGAGCAAAAUUCCCGUUGUCCGUGAAGAUCAACGAAGUCAACAACCAUUAGAUGAGAAUCAGAAAGAGACUGGAUUUGGUGUGGCACCACAAAUCUUGAUAAACACAGACACAAAUAUGAUCUACGUAAAUCUACCUCCGCCAGAGGGUGCUACAAACGCGCCACAUCUCCUUUGGGGAUUUAAGGACUUGGCAAAUGGGACAGAUCCCGAUGUUAUUUUUAAAAUCCCACAACCUCUGUCAAAGUUUGCUAUAUUCGAAUCCAAUAACGAACCGCUUGAUGAUAAAAGAAGAAACAGAAGUUGGAAAACAUUGGAUACUCCCUCCAGACAAAGUAUAAGCACUGAAAAGGCAUCACUCUGGGGCGUAUCAAUAAACAGGAAGGCAAUUUUGAAGUUAAACCCGGAUGAUGGAACUGUAACAGAGCAAAUAAUCCUUGAUUCGGUGCUAAACAUGACGUCAUCAGUGAUCACUUCUAAGUUAAUGGUUGCAAGAAAGCUUGACAGUACACAAGAUAUUCUCAUAUUUGGUGUACAAGUUUCGCCAACUAAAAACGGAAAAAUAGUAUUCCAAGAUUUAAAAAGCAAUAAGUCUGCUCGAUCCUCUCCAAAGAACUACAUUGUGUGUUUAACAGGAAACACCGUAAACUGGGUCUACGAGACGCCAAAUAAUAGAGAGGUGAAGGGGCAAAUAGCGGGAAUACGUGAAACAUCCAAUGGCGGGUCCGACAUGUUGGUUGUAUUUACGAGUGAUUCAAACGAGUCAGAAAUUUUUGCACUGAAGUUUGAAUAACCCUAUCUGUUUGUUUCUAUUAAUAUAAACAAACUAAAACUGGU
Ostrea edulis (European flat oyster) is the source of this 1635-nucleotide messenger RNA. RefSeq lists its product as uncharacterized. The transcript is spliced from 5 exons. Bases 38 to 1591 code for a protein of 517 amino acids. The record is from RefSeq and is a predicted model, not a curated record. NCBI's taxonomy places the organism in Eukaryota, Metazoa, Mollusca, Bivalvia, Ostreida, Ostreidae.